GACCCUCUAUUGAUCACCUUCAGGAUGAACCACAGACCACUAGGAGUUCAUGGCAAUAGCCAGUCUGGGGGUUGCACCGACAGCCCCCGAGCCAGGAGCCGUGACAACCUGCUGAUGUACGAUGAUUUUGGAGAGGAAUACUGUUGCACUGGACGAUGUCUUGGUCACAGCAGCUCUGAGAGGCAGCUCAUGGCUCGUCUCACCACUGUAAAACGACGCCAGGCUCUCCGUGGUCCAGCCUACAUGUUCUCUGCUCCAACAGUCAGCCUGUCAGACGUGGAGCAGCGCUUCCUGGAGGCAGCUGAAUACGGCAACAUACCGGAGGUGCGCCGCAUGUUGCUCCAUGUGCCCAACUUGAACGUCAAUGCCGUUGACUACAUGGGACAAAAUGCCCUGCAGCUUGCUGUGGCCAACGAGCAUCUGGAGGUGACGGAGCUGCUCCUGGGGAGGGCAGAUUUGGCCAGAGUGGGUGAUGCCCUCCUUCUAGCCAUCAGUAAAGGUUAUGUCCGUAUCACGGAAGCCUUGCUAAGUCAUCCUUCAUUUAGAGAUGCUCAUCGUCUGACAGCUAGUCCUGCUCAAGUAGACAUGUUGGAUGACUUCUAUGCCUAUGAUGAAGAUGGGACCAGGUUUUCUCAUGAUGUGACUCCAGUGAUUCUUGCAGCACACUGUCAGGAGUAUGAGAUAGUCCACACCUUGCUGAGUAAAGGGGCUCGCAUUGAUCCUCCUCACGACUACUUCUGUGGCUGUGAUUCGUGUAACUACCAGCAGCAGUUUGACUCUUUCAGCCAUUCCCGAUCAAGAAUCAAUGCCUACAGAGGUCUUGCCAGUCCUGCUUACCUCUCCCUGUCCAACGAGGACCCUGUGCUGGCGGCACUGGAGCUCAGCAACGAACUGGCUAUGCUUGCUAAUAUAGAGAAAGAAUUUAAGAAUGACUACUGCCAUCUGUCGAGCCAGUGUAAGGACUACAUGGUGGGCCUCCUGGAUCUUUGUCGCAGCACAGAAGAAGUGGAGGCCAUACUGAGUGGAGAAACUGCCUCUGAGGAGAGCUAUGAUGUACCAGGGCGCCCCUCCCUCACACGCCUCAAAUUAGCCAUUAAAUAUGAACUCAAAAAGUUUGUGGCUCAUCCUAAUUGCCAACAGCAGCUGCUGAGCAUCUGGUACGAGAACUUGCCCGGUCUGAGACAGCAAACCACUGCUGUUAAACUGCUGGUGGUGCUGGCGGUGGCUAUAGGACUGCCUGGACUUGCUGUGGCGUACUGGGUUGCCCCGUGUAGCAGAGUGGGGAAAGUGAUGCGCAGCCCCUUCAUGAAGUUUGUGGCCCAUGCUUCAUCCUUCACAAUAUUCUUGGGUCUUCUCAUCCUGAAUGCUGCUGACCGCUUCGCAGGCACCACCCUGUUACCAAAUAUGACCCACCAAAAGUAUCCAGGAGAUCCGCAACUCUACACUGACCAGCUGCUGCUCUACCGGAUGACGACGACACCCUUCACCUGGAUGGAGAUCCUCAUCAUUUCAUGGGUCAUGGGCAUGAUUUGGGCUGAGGUUAAGGAAAUCUGGAGUCAAGGACCUGGAGAGUACCUGGUCGAACCGUGGAACUUCUUAGAUUUUGGGAUGCUGGCGAUCUUCCUUGCCUCCUUCAGCUGCCGAUUCUCUGCUCUGAGACACACUGAUAUAGCCCAGACCUAUGUAUACUCACAUUACACAACACUAAUUAAUGUCACACUGCCCCCUGAGAUAAACUACUUUACUUUGGCACGUAUCUACUGGCUGCCAUCAGAUCCCCAGCUGGUAUCAGAGGGCCUGUACGCAGUUGCAGUGGUGCUGAGCUUCUCUCGGAUUGCCUACAUCCUCCCAGCUAAUGAGAGCUUUGGCCCACUGCAGAUCUCAUUAGGAAGGACCGUCAAGGACAUCUUCAAGUUUAUGGUCAUCUUUAUCUUGGUCUUCCUGGCGUUCAUGAUCGGCAUGUUCAACCUGUACUCUUAUUACCUGGGGGCAAAGCAGAAUGACGCCUUCACCACCCUGGAGGAGAGCUUCAAGACAUUGUUCUGGGCUAUAUUUGGACUGUCCGAAGUCAAGUCCGUUAUAAUCAACAACGGGCACAAAUUCAUCGAGAACAUUGGUUAUGUGCUGUACGGGGUCUACAACGUUACCAUGGUGAUAGUGCUGCUCAACAUGCUCAUCGCCAUGAUUAACAGUUCCUUCCAGGAGAUAGAGGAUGAUGCUGACGUUGAGUGGAAGUUUGCUAGGGCAAAGCUUUGGUUCUCCUACUUUGAGGAGGGAAGGACGCUCCCUGUGCCCUUUAACCUUGUCCCCAGUCCAAAAUCUAUGCUGGGACUGGCCAUGGCCAUGAAGGCCCUUCUCUUGCAAUUUGUGGAAGGACAUAGUGAGGAGAACUCGGAGACCCAGCUCAACCAGAUUGGUGUGAGCAAAAAUUCUGGAUAUUCUACUAGUCCAACCAGAUAUCAGAAGAUCAUGAAGCGAUUGAUAAAACGUUACAUCAUUAAAGCCCAGGCUGACAGAGAGAGUGACGAGAUCACUGAAGGUGAGCUGAAAGAGAUCAAGCAAGACAUCUCCAGUUUGCGUUAUGAGCUGCUGGAGGAGAAAUCACAGAACAUGGAGACAUUUGAUGGACUGCUAAGGAGGCUGGGAGACAUCGGUUCACCUUCAUAGUAGCACUGCCGGUCACCUACACAUGUAAAUAACACUAUACAUCUCAAAGAGCUUAAUGUACCUCUUCUUCAUCACUGAAUGUAAAUACACUAAUACACUUUGAUAAAACAAGGAUGUAUGUAUGUGAAUACAAAAUCCUUGAUUUAAGUUAGUAUGAAAGUUAAUGUACUGAUCAUUGUUUGAGUCAGUUAAUCAUAUUACAAGAGAAAUUCUUCACAUUUUGGCGCAUUUUGGCCUUUGUUUUUUACGCUGUGCAUUGUGGAAAAUGGGAAGUGUCCGAUGAGAUACAUGGUAAAAGUUUCUCCAGUAUCUUGUAUUUUUUGGUUGUGUCUAAUUUCUCUUGAUACGUACAGCAUCACAUAGCUACGGUGGCCGACAUGGGCCAAACGGACGGCAACGACCAAAUACGUCUCAAUUCGAGGACAACAGCUUCAAGUACAGAAACGAUGCAAAAUCACAAACUCAAACACAAGUCUAAACGAAGUACAAAAGAGGAACGUGGUGCAAACGAAAAAACGUGCUGCAAAAAACAAAGACCCGUGCGUUUCAUCAUGAAACGCGGUGCAAAUAGAGAAACGAUGCAAACCUUGAAACGACCUGCAAACCAAGAAACAGUCUGCAAACGAAAAACAUGCAUUACCGUUCACUACAAACGGAAAUUCUCCAAACCUGAAGUGAGCAGCUACUUGAAGCUGUUUUCUCGAAUUGAGACGUAUUUGGUCAUUGCCAUCUGUUUGGCCCGUGUUGGACACCAUACAUAGCAGCUAACAUCACAUCAAACACUCUUGGUGUUUGUUUGGAGUGUUGUGAUUGUGCAAGAUAGAUAGAUAGAAUCACAACUGAGACAUUACAAUGUGAAGAAUCCAUGCUGAAAACAUUGUCAGAUGGAGUUCUUAUUCUGAUGUCAUCCCCCCAAGUUCUAGAGAGACCAUGUAGAGGGUUACUGACUACUGGUUUCACAAAAUUUGAUGACGCACCAGAGCAUGUCUUCAUCCCUCAAUGUAAUACAGGGACACCCAUUGUUAAAUGGAUCCGUGCUGUUCUUGUUGGUAACCCCCAAGCCAACCUUCAGACUAUUUGGAACAGACUAAGAGAAAUAAUCCAAUUUUAUUUAUAUAGUGUCAAUAACAAAUACAAACUAUUACUCUAGACAGCUUAAAAAAUCCAGUCUGAAAAAAACUUUGUUCCACUUUGUUAUCUUUUGUGAAGCGUCUUGAGACGAUUUGUAUUGUUAUUGGCGCUAUAUAAAUAAAACUGAAUUGAACUGAAUUGAAUUGAAAGUUGGCCUGAAACCUCCAGCGCAAACCUGAAGGCAGCAGUGGUGAUGAUACAAAUACAAGCUGUAAUUGAUGAUGUUACGUGACAGUUUGAAAAUGUAAAGGGAAUGCAGGUUGUUGUUUAUUCAGGUGGGAGCGGAUAAUUGCUGGCCAUGAAGACUGGGCAGGUUAAUGAGAUCAUAGCAACAGAGAAAAGAAAGUAGAAUUUAGGAACAUAUGGGCUUUGUGCAAGACAGAAGUAGAGAACAUGUGCUCAGUGCAUUGUUACGACUAUGGUCGUAAGGUCCAUGAGUUUGUUUUGCUGCUUUGUUGUAAUUUGCGUUGUUUCAGGUAUGUGCUGUCCCCAUGAGGUGAUUGAUGCGAGAGGUCUGGCCCUGGAUCCUGAUUGGCUGCAUCAGGGAACUAUCGCCUAUAUAAGAAGCAGCCAAGAUGGCCGGCUAGGGCUGGCAGCAGGCUAUCCAUCAUCUCCCACCACAGCAUUUAUUCAUGUGUUGGUUAUCAGUUCUUUUAGUGUUCACUGAGCAGUAGGGGUGGACUAACAAUUUUUGUUAUCUUCUUAUCUCCUGUUUAUUUAGUUAGGGAGGUAAGUGUUUGGGUUUAUUAUGUUAUUGUAUUAAUUUCAAGGUAAGAUUAUUUUGUUUGUUAUCUUGGCCUUGGUCUACUCCAAAGCAAUCAUUCACUUACUUUUCAUUUGUUUCACUUUUGUAAAUAAAUAACUUUCUUUA
Molecule: messenger RNA, 4669 nt
Organism: Mugil cephalus (flathead mullet)
Lineage: Eukaryota; Metazoa; Chordata; Actinopteri; Mugiliformes; Mugilidae
Gene: trpc6a
Product: transient receptor potential cation channel, subfamily C, member 6a
Exons: 14
Coding region: 25-2667 (880 amino acids)
Biological process (GO): manganese ion transport; calcium ion transmembrane transport; regulation of cytosolic calcium ion concentration
Cellular component (GO): membrane; cation channel complex
Molecular function (GO): inositol 1,4,5 trisphosphate binding; protein binding; store-operated calcium channel activity
Source: RefSeq, a predicted model, not a curated record